Messenger RNA from Symbiodinium pilosum, 207 nucleotides. The record is from the annotation of a GenBank genome assembly. NCBI's taxonomy places the organism in Eukaryota, Dinophyceae, Suessiales, Symbiodiniaceae.
GACGCAGUCUUGGCAAGAGGAGGUCGAAUACUUGUUCAUGGAAAUGCAGGCAUGUCACGGUCAGCAGCGCUUGUGGUUGCGUAUGUGAUGGAAAAGUUCAACCUUCCAUCAGACCAGGCACACACUUAUGUGCUCACACGGCGUCAUUGCAUCUCCAUCAAUGAGGGCUUCCGGAAUCAAAUCCGGGAGUACGAGAUGCUUCACAGG